AUGGACAAGUUCGCGCGCAUGCUCCCAGCGCUGCUGCGCCGGACAGACGUCGUGCUGGAGCUGCGCGACUCCCGCUUGCCGCUCACGAGCAUCAACGAGACACUAGAAGGUGCGAUUCAGAAAUGGCGAAGAGAGCGAGGCCGUAUCGCUGCGACCAGCGGCCUCCCUGCACCUGCAUCGUACGGCGCGGCUACGCCCUGCGAGCGCAUAGUCGUCUUCAACAAGCGCGAUCUCGUGCCCGAAUGGGGUCUUGAGCCCUUCCGCCGAGCGAUGCUCUCCAAAUUCCCUGAUCACAGACUUUUCUUCGCGUCGUGGCAUCGGCCGCGGGAUAUCAAGGCCCUCAACGAGAUGCUCGUAAGCGUAGCCAAGGAACACCCGCACGCGCCCGAACUGAAUGUGCUCGUCGUGGGGAUGCCCAAUGUGGGCAAGUCGACGCUGCUCAAUGCGUUGCGGAACAUCGGUAUCCCGGGCCCGACGGCGAAGGCGUUGCGGACGUCGUCGCAGCCCGGCUUGACGAGGGCGAUCUCGACGCGGCUGAAACUGUCGAUUGAUCCGCUGGUGUAUGCGUACGACUCGCCCGGCGUGAUGCUCCCGUUUCUCGGGAGGGGUGACAAGGGUGCCGAGCGCGGUGUGAAGUUAGCUUUGAUAGCGGGAAUCAAAGAAGGCCUGUACGACGUCGAGGCGCUGGCUGCGUAUUUAUUAUACAGGCUCAACGUCCUCAAUCCACGCUCUCCGGCGUAUCUGCAGCUUCUGCCCGAUACCGCCACCGCCACCGCCGACGUGCUGGAAUUCUUAGACCAGCUCGCCGCGCGACUCGGGAUGCUCAAGCGCGGCGGCGAGCGCGACCUGAGCCGCGCGGCGGUGUGGUUCGUCAAGUGGUGGCGCGACGAGGGCGGGCUCGCGUCCGCGUCCGCGCCGCUCUCCCCGGCCUCCCAGACGCGCCAGGGCUGGGGCUUCGACUUUGAGUGGACGGUGGACGCGCGCUCGGGCGAGGACGCGCCGGCGAUGGUGCAGCGCAAGAUGGAGGAGUGCAUUGAGCGGUAUUUGGUGGAGCGCAGGGAGGGCGCGGGCGUGAGCGUGACGCAGGAGAAGAAGAAGGCAAGGGAGGAGAAGAUCGCGAAGCGGAUGGCGAAGACGCGGGCGAGGCUUGUUGGGAGACGGUAGGAUAGGCCCUAGCCGUGUGGCUCGGUGGCGUGGUUCUUUGACUCGGGACUAUUGCCGGAGGCGCGAGCGUGGGAGCUGCGCUCUUCCCGAGGGCUGCAUGUCGGAGGUACUGAGGGAGGCUCUGGGGCGGGGUAUUCCGCAUUCUAGGUGUCAAUCAGUGGUGGCGCUUCUUGUGCCGGCCACUCGCGGCAGACCCGGAUGCUGGGAUGGAUACCGGUGUUGCAGAAGACCAUCCCGCUCAGCAUGCUCAUUGCUUCGCGGUAUGAGAUGGAAGGCCGAGUCUUGUGCGUCGGAAUGGAGACUGCGGUUAUUUUUGCUUUGUUCUGGUGCAUAUCACAAAAUACCACAUGGAUUCGGCCUAGAGUAACUACUACCGUACAAAUAUCAUCUAUGCAAGAUGGACCCAUUGAAAACGCAAUGUGCAAAUAUUUCGAGAACUAUUCUUGGCGGCGUCGCGCAAUAGAGAGCAAUACUUCUUUAGCAUAACAGUGUUAAGAGGUAUCCAAAGGACAUAUUCGAGUCUUGAGAUGUCUGGUUUACACCCACCCAUCCUUGCCCACACCAAUCGCGUCAAAGUUUUUGCCACUCCUGGUCCUCCGCUCCGGCAAUACCUGAGCCUUGUCGAGGUUGAUAAGCUUAUCGGAUGGCGGGGGCGAGCCCUCAACCCAGCCCUUCCAGCCCUUGCGCACGGCGGAGCGUUUGCGGCGGGGCUGGUGGGGCUGAGGGGACAUGGUGGUGGAACUGGCGAUGUCGGGGUGCUGGAGGUCGCGCGACUCGGACGGCGUGCGCGGCCGCUUGGACGAGUUGCGCGAGGAGGGCACGUAUCUAUCGGGCGUGGAUCGCGGCGACGGCGGGGGCGUGACCGAGGACGGGCGCUGCCCGGCGGAGGGGAUGUGGAUGGCGGGGCGCGCGCGCCAGAAGGACGAGGUGGCGGUGGUGGGCACGGGGAGGGGCGGCUGCGCCCUGGGCGCGGGUGUGGCCGACGCGUGCGACGGGCCCGCCUGCUGCGGCGCGUCCCUCUGCUUCGCCCUCUCCUUCUCCACGGCCUUGACGCGCCUGCGCUCGCGCUCGCGUUCGCGCUUCUCCUUGCGCCUGUCGCGGCGCGCGAGCUCCUCCUUCUCGACGGCCUUGUUGGGCGGGACGCCGUUGAGGAGGCUGGUGAGGACGUCGCGCGGGGGCUGGGGGUCGAAGUCGCCGGCGAGGACGGUGGUCGCUGUGCGUCGACGCUUGUAGGGGUACAUGGUGGCGGCAGCGAGGGGCAUUCCGGGAUGGCGGACGCGUGCGGGGGCCUUUUAUGGGCG
Gloeophyllum trabeum ATCC 11539 is the source of this 2465-nucleotide messenger RNA. RefSeq names its product P-loop containing nucleoside triphosphate hydrolase protein. The record is from RefSeq and is a predicted model, not a curated record. The coding region runs from base 1 to 1164 and encodes 387 amino acids. Gene Ontology annotation, molecular function: GTPase activity; GTP binding. The transcript has 8 exons. Gene Ontology annotation, cellular component: mitochondrion. NCBI's taxonomy places the organism in Eukaryota, Fungi, Basidiomycota, Agaricomycetes, Gloeophyllales, Gloeophyllaceae.